This is a messenger RNA of Penaeus monodon (black tiger shrimp), 1904 nucleotides long. Its product is annotated as transcriptional adapter 3-B-like. Gene Ontology annotation, molecular function: transcription coactivator activity. Gene Ontology annotation, cellular component: SAGA complex. The record is from RefSeq and is a predicted model, not a curated record. Lineage: Eukaryota; Metazoa; Arthropoda; Malacostraca; Decapoda; Penaeidae. Gene Ontology annotation, biological process: regulation of transcription by RNA polymerase II.
GAAGCCCAUUACAAGUUGGUGCCCAGAAGUCAGUUAAUGUGUGGGCACUUCAAGAGAGGUUAAAGAAGUAAAGGCAUGGCUGUUGAAAUGAUAAGCUGAAUGAAUUUUGGAAGUUUUAUUUCUAUUUUAAUGGAAUGGAUCAAACCCAAAAUGUCAGUUUUAAAGGAAUGGGUUUUGGGAAGCUUGAGAUUUUAGUAUUAGAGUUUUAGAUGCUCUAGGAAUAAAUAAAGCAUAUUUGAUGUUUUAUUUUUGGAGAAUGUUUAAUUGAUUAAUAUGGUGACUCGACCUACUUCUAAUCCAGUCUUAAUCCUAUUCCUAAUUAAUUGUAACCCUAACUAGCCCUAGUCCUAGGCCAAAUCUUAACCUAACUCAACUGCAACCCCAGUCCCAAACCCCAAAGCCCUAACCACAAACCUAAACCCAACCCAACCUCAGUCUCACCCAGACCCAAACUUACACUCAUGUGUCUUCUCACAGUUAUCUCCAUGCUUCUGCUUUUUUUGAUAGAAUGAUUACUAAUAUGUCUCACCUUGUCUGGGGUGCUAUAUGUUACUCUAUGUAUGUUUUUUUUAUGUUUAUAUGUAUUGUAUAAAUGUCUUGCCUUUUUUUUAUACAUAUAAAACUGUUUAACAAGUAUUUAUUCUGGUGUUAGUUGCUAUGUGGGUAUGCAUGAAAGGUCUUAUUUACUUAAUUUUCAUCCUCACUAUUAACUUUGUAAAAAGCAAAAUAAUCUGAUCUACAGAUCUAACUUUAAGGCCACAAUGACAAUUUGCUUUUUAUUUAUUUAAUUCUUUGUUCGGGCACUGGUAACCCCCCAGUGCUAAGAGGUGGCUUCGUAUCCUCCUCAGUGGUGAAUGCGGAAGGGGUUUCCAUGGAGGAGCUCGACGGCCUCCAGCUUGAGUUGGAGUUGCUGCUGUCAUCCGUCCUGGUGCGGCAGAAUGGCCUGAACAACCAGCUGAAUAUCAUCCACCAGCUGGAGAAGGGCAAAUAUGUACCCAAGACGCCAGUGUCUCCUGGGAAGAAGAUGAAACGUGAUGACCCUGACAGACCAUCUAAGAAGAUGAAGGACUCCAGUGGCAAGUCUAGAGAUGUCCUAGCCUCCCCUGGCCCUCCGCCGGGUGUCAAGCCGGCCAAGGUGAAUAAAGUUAAGUGUUCCGUACAGAAAUAUGAACCAGUGUUCGAUGUGCCUGACCUUGGGCCCCCUGAGCAGCCCAAACCUCCACCACCCAAAAAUGACAUCACUAAUCGCUUCUGGGCAACUGUAGAGCAAUAUUGCCAAGAAAUCACUGUUGAUGAUAUAAAGAUGCUUGAAGAUUUGAUCAACAAUCCAAAUGAUGAUAGUGACUACUUAAAAACGCCUCCCCUGGGAAGACACUAUACAUUACGCUGGGCUCAGGAAGACUUGCAAGAUGAACAGAAAGAAGGUGUAAAACUUGCAGAGGGAAAGAAGAAAAAUGUUAAGACAGAUUCAAGUAGUUCAGAUAUGUCUGAUAAAUUGUUAAAGGAAGUGGAUAUGAAUGGAUGUAAUGAUGAUGUAGCACCUUUUGGUCCUUUGACCCAAAGACUAAUUGCUGGUUUAGUAGAAGAGAAUGUUUUAGUGUCCGAUAUAGAAAAUAAAGCUGUAGAUGGUCUGGGCAUAAGUCGACCGGGAAUGAUAAGGUCACUAGGGCUGGCAAGCGCUUCCAGCCUGGAGAAACGCAUCAAGAAAGAACUUCAAGAACAAGGGGUCUUGGAGGCAGAAUAUGGAAAUGAAGACGACGAUGAUGAAAUCCUUUUAGAGUUGAAGAGAUGUCAGGCAGAACUACGUGCAGUAUCAGCCCACAAUGCGCAGCAGUUGAGUCGUUUGCUGACCUUAGCCGCGAAUCCUUAGUUCGUCAUGACUUGAAAAAGAAGCUACGAGAUGC